AUGACGGCCACUUCUGGAGGAGAUCAUGCGCCGUUGACGAAAGUAGAGGCCCCCCCGCCGACCGUGCGUGUCGGUGUGGGAUGCGUGUUGGUAAAUCGCGCGGGACACAUUUUGGUCGGCAAGCGGAAAAAGUCUCACGGUGCGGGGCAAUACGCCCUACCCGGUGGACACCUAGAGAUGGGUGAGGAGUGGGCCGAUUGCGCCGCACGGGAAGUUAGAGAAGAAACUGGGCUAGUGUUGGAACCCGAAAAUUUUCGCUUUCUUUACGUCUCGAACGACGUGUACACGGAGGAAAAGCACUACGUCACGAUCUUCAUGCUGCACACGCCGAAGAUUGGCGAGGACCGGACACCCCAGAACCUGGAGCCGGAAAAGUGCGAAGGAUGGAGCUGGCAAGAUUGGCAACAGCUUCAUGAACGCUUUGUAGAUGAAGAAAAAUUCUUGUCUUUGCGGCAACUGCUGCGCUUUAUGGAGAAAGAAAAAGGCGCGCUUGACAACCACGGGGCAUGAUGUGACGGGUAGGCAACGUCAAUGAAGAGCAAAAAUAUCUAUAUCAUAAUGUAAUGUUGUUUUAGGCUACAGUUCUUCUUCUUGUACCACCUGGUCCCGACGAAAAUGAAAGGCUUGUGCUGGAUUCAAUUAUACUCCAAAAAUGACAUCAGCCACAACAAGUGACAGUGAGCUUCCAGCACUCAAUCGCUCAGUUACUGUUUCGGGUGGCACUAUUCCCGUUGAUAUCGCGAUUGAUUAGGACAUAGCAUGGGGAUAAUAAAGUAGGUGCAUUUACGGCGUCUCCACACCGGCACGAGGGGGCACGAACAAAGACGAAACCGUGCUCCGCCUCCAUUAUUGACAGUCACUAUUAACCGCUAUUAGAGAGGACGGAUUCGG
This is a messenger RNA of Amoebophrya sp. A120, 891 nucleotides long. The record is from the annotation of a GenBank genome assembly. Lineage: Eukaryota; Dinophyceae; Syndiniales; Amoebophryaceae.